AUGGGUGCGAUAAAAAGCAACAAAAAAAUAGAAAAAGCCCAAGACCCGGCUGGAGUGACCAAAUCCCUUAAAAUUUUCUCACCCAAUGCCCUGAAAAAACUCCACUCCGAUUUCGAGAUCUUGCGCCACACUGCUCUCAAGUGCCCGAAAUGCCUGGAUCUUGGCCAUAUCAACAAGAAUGGCCAUACUAAAACGGAGCCACCCAUGCCCAUCUUCCUUUGCCGCUGUGGAUAUCGCUUCGGCCAUAUCGACAUGCGAUUUCUCAUCGACCAACACAAUGGUCGUGCUGCCUCUGUCUCUGCCUUGCUCCCCAAGGAUUCCAAAAUGACCGAAGCUGAACAGGCUUCUGUGCCACCUUCUGCUCCCAGUGAAACUCCGAUUUUCCAGCCGCUGUCUGCUCUGCGUUUUGAACACCAUGAAGCCUUGCCUGAAUUUAUGACCACUAUCAUGGCUGAACUUAAUCAAAUGCGCACCCGCAUGGACCAGUAUGAUGCACUAAUUGCUGAAAAUCAGAGAUUGAAAAAGUCAUUGGCUGCUGCGGAAGCCAAAAUCGCCCAACUUGAAGCUCAGACCUCUUUCCCUGCUCUGUCCGGUGCCAUGGCAUCGAAAUAUGCCCAUGACACCAUUCCGCCGCCCACCCCUGCCGCCCCCGCGACUGAUGACACAUGGGCUAAGCGUGCGCAACACGCAAAAAAACCCAAAGUGUCCCCUAGGCGCAUGACCACACUCGCCCGAGCUUUUGCCCCCACUAGUGAAACUCACGGAUUUCAGUAUGUGUACAUCCCCAGCAAAUUCCGUAUGAAGACCAAGGCCCUUAGACAGACCUUACGUACGCUUGGUUUCGACAAUUCUCGAAUCCUUGAUAUCCACUAUCCAGACCGUCAGGUCGUUGCUCUGUUGAUCCACAACGACUAUCACGAUACGCUGCUUGCUUCCUUUGCCCGUCACAACAUCACCCCAAUCAAAGACUUCAAUCCCCACGAUCAAUCGCGUCUGCGUGAUCCCAAGUUCAAUACUUUAUCCUUGGAAGACCGUCAGCGUGAAGCCGAUCAGAUCCACCGCCAACGGCUUGAACGCGCUCUCAAGUUCAUUCGUGAACCUGUGAAAUUUGCUGUCGCCCGCUCCUUCCACAGCCAAAAGUGGAUUGAUGAUGAUAUGCUCCGUUCCUUUUUACAAUCCCGUACCCAGACAGAAUCCAAUGCUGCCACCUCCACCAUUCCUUUCCGCACCACGGAUGAUGAUGAUGACAAGAUGAUUCUUUCUGGCAAUAAUUCCACCAGCACCUCCCAACACGAAAAAUCUGAUCAAUGA
This is a messenger RNA of Radiomyces spectabilis, 1311 nucleotides long. RefSeq lists its product as uncharacterized. Bases 1 to 1311 code for a protein of 436 amino acids. The transcript has a single exon. The record is from RefSeq and is a predicted model, not a curated record. NCBI's taxonomy places the organism in Eukaryota, Fungi, Mucoromycota, Mucoromycetes, Mucorales, Radiomycetaceae.